This is a messenger RNA of Hibiscus syriacus, 423 nucleotides long. RefSeq names its product 10 kDa chaperonin, mitochondrial-like. The transcript has 3 exons. The record is from RefSeq and is a predicted model, not a curated record. Gene Ontology annotation, cellular component: mitochondrial matrix. Gene Ontology annotation, molecular function: protein-folding chaperone binding; ATP binding; protein folding chaperone. The coding region runs from base 92 to 385 and encodes 97 amino acids. Lineage: Eukaryota; Viridiplantae; Streptophyta; Magnoliopsida; Malvales; Malvaceae.
AUUCUCCACUCUUUUCAAAUUUAGUCCCUGUCAGCCAAUUCCAUCGCAGAAAGAAGCUCAUUCCCUCCCCCUUUUUCCCGGAACAAACAACAUGGCAAAGCGUUUGAUUCCUUCAUUUAACCGCAUUUUGGUUGAAAAACUAAUCCCUCCUUCUAAAACCAACUCUGGGAUAUUGCUUCCCGAGAAGACCCCCAAGUUGAACUCCGGCAAAGUGGUAGCAGUUGGGCCAGGAGCACGAGACAGAGACGGGAAACAUAUCCCAGUUAAUCUAAAGGAAGGAGAUACAGUCCUUUUGCCUGAAUAUGGAGGCACCGAAGUCAAGCUUGCUGAAAAAGAGUAUCACCUAUACAGAGAUGAUGAUAUCUUGGGAGCCCUUCAUGACUGAUUUGCAGCUUUGGACUGGAGAAUUGGAUUCUCUAUUUC